Tauraco erythrolophus (red-crested turaco) is the source of this 1062-nucleotide messenger RNA. Its product is annotated as pinopsin. Gene Ontology annotation, biological process: visual perception; G protein-coupled receptor signaling pathway; phototransduction. The record is from RefSeq and is a predicted model, not a curated record. Lineage: Eukaryota; Metazoa; Chordata; Aves; Musophagiformes; Musophagidae. Gene Ontology annotation, molecular function: G protein-coupled receptor activity. Gene Ontology annotation, cellular component: membrane.
AUGUACUCCUCCAACAGCUCGCAGGAGCCCCCAGAUAAUGGGACCCCGGGGCCUUUCGAUGGGCCCCAGUGGCCCCACCAGGCUCCACGGGGCAUGUACCUGUCAGUGGCCGUGCUGAUGGGCAUGGUUGUGGUGUCAGCCUCGGUUGUGAACGGCUUGGUCAUUGUGGUUUCCAUCAGGUACAAGAAGCUCCGGUCGCCCCUGAACUACAUCCUGGUGAACCUGGCCGUGGCCAACCUGCUGGUGACGCUCUGCGGCAGCUCCGUCAGCUUCUCCAACAACAUCAAUGGCUUCUUUGUGUUCGGCAAACGGAUGUGCGAGCUGGAGGGCUUCAUGGUCUCCCUGACAGGCAUCGUGGGGCUGUGGUCCCUGGCCAUCCUGGCCUUCGAGCGGUACAUUGUGGUCUGCAGACCCCUGGGAGACUUUCGGUUCCAGCACCGGCACGCCGUCACCGGCUGCGCCUUCACGUGGAGCUGGUCACUGCUCUGGACGACCCCACCGCUCCUGGGCUGGAGCAGCUACGUGCCUGAAGGUCUGAGGACGUCCUGCGGGCCCAACUGGUACACUGGUGGCAGCGACAACAACAGCUACAUCUUGGCCUUGUUCGUCACCUGCUUCAUGAUGCCCCUCAGCCUGAUUCUCUUCUCCUACACCAACCUGCUGGUGACUCUGCGAGCGGCUGCGGCACAGCAGCAGUAAUCGGACACAACGCGGAAGGCGGAGCGGGAGGUGACGCGCAUGGUGAUCGUGAUGGUGAUGGCCUUCCUCAUCUGCUGGUUGCCCUACGCCACGUUUGCCCUGGUGGUGGCCACCACCAAGGACAUCGCCAUCCAGCCAGCUCUCGCGUCCCUGCCCUCCUACUUCUCCAAGACGGCCACAGUUUACAAUCCCAUCAUCUACGUCUUCAUGAACAAACAGUUUCAGAGCUGUCUGCUGAGAACAGUGUGCUGCGGUCACCACUCCUGGGGGACGGGAAAAACUGCUCCGGCUGCACCCGACCCCCGCGCCAGCAUCGCUGCAGACGGGCUGCGGAACCAGGUGACACCGUCUCACCCUGUCUAA